AUGUUCAAACUGACUAAAUCAAAACUAAAUCAAUCGAUCAGGUCUAAACUACUUUCAAAAAUAAGAAGAUUCAUUUACUCACCUACCAGCGUCGUACUAGGCCGGUGCUGUCCUUCGUACACUUUUCAAAGAACCAAGAGGAAUUUCAAAGAGAAAGUCCAAAAACAACGAUUUGUUGUGAUUGAGGACAAGCAAACGAAAAGCAAAUAA
Molecule: messenger RNA, 210 nt
Organism: Cylicocyclus nassatus
Lineage: Eukaryota; Metazoa; Nematoda; Chromadorea; Rhabditida; Strongylidae
Source: the annotation of a GenBank genome assembly